UCCAGUGGCAAAAGCGAAACAACAAAAAAGACAAACUAUACACAAACAAACAAGAUGAAAUAUAAUUCACGCGCAUCCAUAUUCACCUCCCAUCACUUGAGAUCAGCACUUGAAAUAGCGGCCACGUGACAAGGAUCAGUGAAAGGAGCCUGAUGCCUAUUAUUUUCCUCCACAUGCUGUCUGCGCUUCGCCUCGGUCACAGUGAACUUUGGCAAAGCGCUCUGUGGAUGCAGGCAGGAGUCGCUCCUCUCGGGCACUGCUGGCACGCGCUGUGGAUGCGAAACAACCGCAAGGUGACUGUUUGAGGAAGCCAGAUGCUACUGGGAAAGACAGGCUUGUUUAAAAAUCUAACGCCAAGUAUGACGUACUGUGGAUUUACAAUUAUUAAAACAUCCUGUAAUGAAAUAUGGAAGCGAUGAGGAACUCCACAUACCCACUUAGUUUGGGAUAAGCUCAUGUGCCAUGGGAUAUUAUGACAGGGCUGGAAUAAUGCCAGUUUAGCUCUGCAUGAACUUCAGAGUUGUCAAAACCAUAUGUGGAUAUAUGUAGCGGAAUAUAUCUGAACAAGACAUCGUGGCAUAACUUUAUGAGAAGAGAUAGUCAUUAUUUGGGUGGAUUGAGAGGGGCAAAGGGGCUAUGGUGAACUCAUCCCCAGCGGUCGCUGCUCACGCAGAGGGUGAAGAGAUCGAGGUGCUAGAGACCACCGAUGUCCUUCCUGCAGCUCCAGAGGAUCAAUGGAAGUCUCUUUUUGACAAGCAUGACCCAGAGAAUUCAGGCUGCAUUAGUACUGAGCAUUUCCGAGACCUGCUUAAGGCUUAUGGAUCAGAACUAGACCCCCACAAGCUAGAAGUUCUUAUUGCCCUGGCUGAUGGAAAUGCUGAUGGAAAGAUCUGCUACCAGGAUUUUGUUAACCUGGUGAGUUCUGCAGAUGAACUUGAGGUGAGCAACAAGCGUUCAAACAGUUUCCGUCGAGCAAUCCUUCAGGGGAGUCGGCAGCUCAGGAAUUCGGCACUGAGAGAGGAAGUGGGAUUGGGUCUGUCUCAGAGACUUGUGCGUCACGUUGCCUAUGAGACUUUGCCAAGAGAGGUGGACCGCAAGUGGUACUUUGACAGUUACAACUACUGUCCACCACCAUGGCUCAUGCUGGCCAUCACUAUAGCAGAGGUUAUUGUGUUUAUGUAUUAUGGAUUACAACUUAACUGCUGGGUUCUGCAAGUCUCAUCACCAUACUUCCUGAAGAGCCCAUUGCCAUAUCACCCGCAGCUCAGAGUUCAGGCCUGGCGCUACCUUAGCUACAUCUUCAUGCAUGCAGGAAUUGAACACCUGGGUCUAAACAUGGCCAUGCAGCUUUUAGUGGGUGUGCCAUUAGAGAUGGUCCACGGAGCUUUAAGAAUAGGCCUGGUGUAUGUAUGUGGCAUACUGGCAGGUUCAUUGGCUGUGUCAGUGGCUGACAUGACAGCACCCGUGGUCGGUUCAUCAGGCGGAGUCUAUGCUCUGGUCUCUGCCCACCUAGCCAACAUUGUCAUGAACUGGUCAGGCAUGAAGUGUCAGUUCAAGCUCUUACGCAUGGCAAUGGCUCUAGUGUGCAUGAGUGUGGAGUUUGGUCGUGCCGUUUGGCUUCGAUUCUAUCCCCCAGCCUUCCCGCCAAGCCCUAAUCCCAGUUUUGUGGCCCAUCUGGGGGGUGUGGCAGUGGGCCUCACCCUUGGCAUUGUGGUUCUUCAGAACUAUGAACAGCGAUUGCAGGAACAGUCCUUGUUCUGGAUCUUCUUCAGUGUCUACUCACUCUUUAUCCUCUGUGGAAUCUUCUGGAACAUUUUUGCUUACAGUCUCUUGGAUGUCAAGUUACCUCCGCCUCCAUGAAGCCCAGAGUGUG
Carassius auratus (goldfish) is the source of this 1873-nucleotide messenger RNA. Its product is annotated as rhomboid-related protein 3-like. Gene Ontology annotation, molecular function: calcium ion binding; serine-type endopeptidase activity. Lineage: Eukaryota; Metazoa; Chordata; Actinopteri; Cypriniformes; Cyprinidae. Gene Ontology annotation, cellular component: membrane. The coding region runs from base 637 to 1860 and encodes 407 amino acids. The transcript is spliced from 10 exons. The record is from RefSeq and is a predicted model, not a curated record.